GGGUUUGAGUUCAAGAGCUGAAGCUUCGGUUUUCUGCCCGUGUUUAAGUUUAAAAUUCAGUAUUUAAACAACAAGCAAUAUGAUAAACAGUGUAUAAUGUUUAAUUAUUAAAUAUCCGCUUUAUAAAACCCCAAAAAUGGUGGUAAAUGCCCCAGAAACGCCUAUACAGGCGGAGUUGAUAUUCGUCAUCGAGGCUACCUCAACAAAUGGGGCAUAUAUAAGCGAGUUAAAAACGAAUUACAUUAUACCUACUCUUGAGUAUUUCCACGGAGGCGCGCUAGAAGAGGGUGGUGGAAAUGGCUCUGUCUAUGGCAUUGUAACAUAUCAGGCGGCAGACAACUUGCUGGCUCUGCCGGUGAACACAUUUGGACCAUUCACAUGUCCACAAACGGCUAUAGAAACAAUUGAUAAGAUACAGUUUAUAGGAGGCCAAGCUGAAAGCCGGGCUUGCAUCACUGAGGCCCUGGUGGCAGCCGCUGCAUGUUUCGAGGAGCUCGGACGGACGGACGUGUCGAGACAUGUCUUACUGCUGUGCUGUUCUCCUCCUUAUUCAGCAUAUGCUGGAGGUUUGGUGCCACCAGGUGCUCCAGGGACCAUAGAGCUGGCAGCCCGGCUCCUAGGCUCCAGCGGGGCUCAACUCUCCAUAGCCGCAGCCCGGAGACUCCCAGCACUCUUGAAGCUGUAUGAACAUGCGGGUGGUGACGCGCACCAUGCACAACUAAGGAAUUAUGCUAAGGACCCUCGGCACCUAGUAUUACUUCGAGGGUACAGUUUAAAGGAGCGCCCACCGAGCCCCGCGCCGCCUCCCGCACCAGAAGCGCCUCCAGACAUUUAUGGGCAAGGCCGCGGGGCUCCGGCGGCGGCGCCGCGGCCGCCGCAGUUCCGGCCGACGGCCGCCGUGCGCCCCAACACGGGCUGGCUGCCGCCGCCGCGCAACCCCUUAUACGACAACUCGGCGCUCGUCAGGCAGUUGACGCAGCCCUCCUAUCCACCUCCACAGCCCGGUAUCCAACGCAUGCCCGGCAUGAUGGCGGCAGGCCCAUCGACCGGGGCAGCACCGACUCCUCAACGGACUUACAUAUGGAGCGGCGUGUUAGAGUGGAUGGAGAAAGGAAAAAACCCUGGCGACCAGCAGAAGGUUACCAAGCAUCUCCCGUGCCAGGUAUCAGCCAACUCGAAGGACAUAGAGCCAGAGCUGAAGGUAGAUACGUGGCCCAACAAACUCCUGAUGCAGCUGAUGCCAAAACAGCUGAUCAGCAACAUCGGAGGACAGUAUCUCAAGGAUAGCAAGUCUGUGCUGUUCCAUCUUCAGCAAAACGAGGCCUUGGAUGCACUUACCAAAGUCAUGGUCAACGGAUUUGCCGGCUGUGUCCACUUCUCGCCGAUGUCCUCGCCGCCGCAAUGCGACAUCAAAGUUCUGAUCCUACUGUACACGCCCGACAAGAAAGCGUACCUCGGCUUCAUACCUAACAACCAGGCUACGUUCGUCGAUCGACUGCGAAAGGUGAUCCAGCAACAGAAGAUGACUCAGAUCAUCAAACAAAUGCCACCGGCCAGCUCCGCGCCCAUGCCGGGCGCCAUGCCCACAGCCACCAUGGCGGGUGCAGGCACGAUGCAGCCGACGAUGUCGUCAGCGGGCAUCCCGGCGCCCGGCAUGAGCGGCAUGGGCGGCAUGGGCGGCGGCAUGGCGGCCGGCAUGAGCGCCAUGCCGCCGCUCGGCCCGCAGGCGCCCAGCCCGCAGGGCAUCGUGCAGCAGAUGCAUCCACAGGGUAUGAUGGGCAUGGGCGGCAACAUGGGCGGCCAGGUGCCCCCGCAGCAGCAGCAGGCGCCCGGCGGCAAGGGCCCGCGCCCCUCGCAGCUGGACGGGCUGGAGGCCGCCCGACAGCAGAACCUGGAGAAGAUUCAACAGCUGCAACAGACUUUAGAGGCCGCGCAUCAGCAGGAGGCGCAGUUCAAGAGUCAGUUGUUCGGUCGACAGAUGGACAUCAUGUCGCACCUGCAAGCGGCUCAGCAGCAGGAACAGCACUACAAGCAGCUUGAGGAGCAACGUAAACACCAGCAGCAACUGCAAUUGCAGCAGCAGCUGCAGCGAGGAACCGGGGCUGUUCCUCGCAUCAUGCGGCCCAUGAUGCCUUCCAACCCUGGGCUCAGGCAUUUACUGCAGCAGCAACCGCAGUACAGACCGAGCGGCGCGCGCGCGGCCCCGCCGCAGCAGUUCGAUGACGUUAACAACUACAACGACUUCAUAUAGACUUAGUACAUUGUGUAGUUACUUUUAGACGCCAAUGACCGAUAUAUCCGCACCGCGGGUUCAACGCCAAAGACCGAUUAAUCGGUCACAGACCACAGAGCAACAUAGACCUACGUGCAUAUGCAUAAAGUUCAAUUUCAGUUUUGACACUUCGGUGAUGUGGCGUCCGCGUGACAGCUUUUGUGUUUGACACGGCGUCGAAAAGGUUAACGCAUUCACUGACAACGUUUUCGUAGCGCUGCGCUUGUAGCCGCUCCCAGCGUUUUCCCGCUUUGUAGAGGAAAGUGACUACAAACAGAGAACAGAGCGGGUACCCGGCGGUCGAUGUGUUACGGGCGGUAAACAAGAAUCGAACGAGUGCGAAUUGAAGGACGAAGCCGAAGGCGAGGGCUUUAUUAACACGAGUUCGUAGUUCCAGAACCGCCUGGCUGACAAUGUUUUACAUCACACUUGUGAGGAACGAAAUAUGGUUGUCUGUAAAUUCAGUUUACGGACGAUAAUUUUGCGUGAUAACGUCAUAAGAAAACAUUGAUGAAAAAUUGCAUACUUUGGCCGUAACGUUACCAUGGAGAUCUGUCCACAACGUUACCAUGGAGAUAUGUCCACAACGUGACACUUUUUCGUGCAUGCUACCGGUGUUCAUCGAUUUAUAAGACGUUAUCACGUCAAAAAGGGAAAUAUAUAUUUCUGCCUGAUUUCGUACGACAUUACAGCCCUCGGUCGUAAUUUAGAUUCACGAACCGCAUCGCCUACGUGUAAUAACACCUUUUACGAGCAAGUGGGAUGAAAAAUGUUACUACAACCACCACCACCAGAGCUUGUGCGAUAGUCUGAUAUCAUUUGAAUCCCUCGCUAUGCUCAAGAUUGAAUGCCCCUAGCGCGCUCUAUAAUAGAUGUUAUAAUAUGUCUAUCUGUACUGUGGCUUUUAUUAGUACUUUAGUUCGUUUUUUUAGCAUUAGAAAUAAGGUAAACAAUCUUGAUGUGUCUUUUAAUUGUAAAACACAUUUUAAAAAUAAGUUACGGCAAAUAUGUAACAAUUAUGAAUCUAAUACGAUCAUUUAUAUUCUUCUGCUUUCAUAAG
Messenger RNA from Cydia splendana, 3332 nucleotides. Its product is annotated as mediator of RNA polymerase II transcription subunit 25-like. The coding region runs from base 137 to 2251 and encodes 704 amino acids. The record is from RefSeq and is a predicted model, not a curated record. NCBI's taxonomy places the organism in Eukaryota, Metazoa, Arthropoda, Insecta, Lepidoptera, Tortricidae. Gene Ontology annotation, cellular component: transcription regulator complex; mediator complex. The transcript is spliced from 15 exons. Gene Ontology annotation, biological process: positive regulation of transcription by RNA polymerase II.